Messenger RNA from Pelecanus crispus (Dalmatian pelican), 1446 nucleotides. Lineage: Eukaryota; Metazoa; Chordata; Aves; Pelecaniformes; Pelecanidae. The record is from RefSeq and is a predicted model, not a curated record.
AAUCCGCAGUGCAAGCUCUGCCGGGGCGUCCCUGUAGUGAAACCCACCCAGCACCUCUUCCUGGACCUACCCAAGCUGGAGGAGCGCUGGGUGGAGCAGUCCUGGGCCACCGGGGACUGGACAGCCAAUGCUCGUUACAUCACUCGUUCCUGGAUCCGAGAUGGGCUCAAACCCCGUUGCAUCACCCGUGACCUGAAGUGGGGCACGCCUGUGCCCCUUGAUGGUUUCCGCGACAAGGUUUUUUAUGUGUGGUUUGAUGCUCCUAUUGGCUACUUGUCCAUUACGGCCAACUACACUGACCAGUGGGAGAGGUGGUGGAAGAACCCACAGCAGGUUGAGCUCUACAACUUCAUGGCCAAGGACAACGUCCCGUUCCACAGUGUCAUAUUUCCCUGCUCGCUCCUGGGUGCUGAAGACAACUACACCCUGGUGAACCACCUCAUUGCUACAGAGUACCUGAACUAUGAGGAUGGGAAGUUUUCCAAGAGCCGGGGUGUGGGAGUGUUUGGGGACAUGGCCAAGGACACAGGCAUCCCUGCGGACAUCUGGCGCUUCUACCUGCUGUACCUGCGGCCUGAAGGGCAGGACAGUGCCUUUUCCUGGAGCGACCUCAUGCUCAAGAACAACUCGGAGCUGCUGAACAACCUGGGCAACUUCAUCAACAGAGCUGGUAUGUUUGUGUGCAAGUUCUUUGGUGGCACUGUCCCCGACAUGGUCCUGACACCAGAUGACAAGCGGCUCUUGGCCCGUGUCACCCUGGAGCUGCGCCAGUACCACCAGCUGCUGGAGAAAGUCCGCAUCCGUGAUGCCCUGAGAUGUAUCCUUAGCAUCUCUCGCCAUGGCAAUCAGUACAUCCAGGUGAAUGAGCCCUGGAAGCGAAUCAAGGGGGAUGAAAAGGACAGGCAGCGUGCAGGCACGGUGACCGGUGUGGCAGUGAACAUGGCUUCCCUGCUGGCUGUCCUGUUACAGCCCUACAUGCCCAGUGUCAGCUCAGCCAUCCAGGGACAGCUCUGCAUCCCCCCAGACUGCUUCGUCCUGAGCCACGACUUCACCUGCACCCUGCCCCCUGGGCAUCAUGUGGGCACUGUGAGCCCCCUUUUCCAGAAACUGGAGAACAACCAAAUUGAAGCCCUGCGCAAGCGCUUUGGGGGAAGGCAGCCUGAAGACCUUGCUGUAGAGCCCCAGGCCAAACAGAGCCCUCCAGCCUCAGAACCCCCUCCAGCCCCAGCAACCCUUGGACCUCCAGGUGACCCCCAGCUGAUCCAGGAGCUGACAGAGGAGGUGGCCAAGCAGGGCAACUACGUGCGGCAGCUGAAGGCCAACAAGGCAGAGAAGGCCCAGGUCGACAUGGAGGUGGCCAAGCUGCUGCAGCUGAAGAAGCAGUUGGCAUUAGCAGAAGGCAAAAGCCCCGAAAUCCCUGUGCCCAAGGGGAAGCGGAAGAAGUAG